Molecule: messenger RNA, 1313 nt
Organism: Seminavis robusta
Lineage: Eukaryota; Bacillariophyta; Bacillariophyceae; Naviculales; Naviculaceae
Source: the annotation of a GenBank genome assembly
GUAGUUGACGAAGAAUCGAGAAAGGAACAAAUGGCCUUGGCCAGAGGAAUUCCACGAAAUAUAUUAUCCAGAAGCAACACAAGAUCAAUCUUCAAUGGAGCUCCCUCCAAUUCCAGAAACAGAUUUUCUCCCACCACGAAUCAUCCACCACUGGAUAAUGACGUUGUUCGAAUCGUUGUUAUUUCGGAUACCCACCAGCAACACUCGCUUCUGAAAUUGCCCAGUCAUGGUGUGGAUGUCUUGAUCCACUGUGGAGAUUUUACCAGCUACGGAAACAUAUCCGGGGUACGAAAUUUUCGGCGAUGGUUGGAGCAACAAACGCAAUUCACAGACCGAAUUGUUGUGGAUGGAAACCAUGAUCAGGAUCGAAACAACCCGGAUGCCAUUGACUUGAGAGAGGAAUUUUCCAAUAUCAGUAGUUCGCGCAGCCACGAAAAGGUGGGGUCUAUCAAGUUUCUCCAGGAUGAAACUGCGCUAUGCGCCAAUGGCCGUCUGCGAGUGCAUGGGUAUUCAUGGAAUAGUUGCAAAGAGGACGAAUUCAAGGGCCUACCAGACGAGGAAACUCCAGUCGACAUUGUUGUGGCUCAUGUACCCGGACGUCUCCAUCAGAAACACCCCCAGAAAAGGAAAAAGCUCCACGGUAGCCACAACUUGGCCAAAUUUACCUUGGAACGACGAAUUCCGAUUUGCUGCGGUGGGCACUAUCAUUGGGAAAGGGGCGGGGUAGAAACCACGGACGUCAAUGACCAGGGGGGCACACGAUUGUUGACAUGGUUCAUCAAUGCUGCUAGCAAACGAUCCGAAAGUUCUGUACAUGAACCAGUUGUCAUUGACUAUAACUGGCGAAUUCGCACUGUGGUCAAUGUGGAAGGAUUAACGCAGGACAACACCAUGAAUAUCCACUUUGAGGAGCCGUUUCCGUCAAGGAUUGCCAAGGCUUCAUUCAGGGAUUAGAGGGUCACAGUUCUGACAAUACGCUUGCAGCGCAGUGGUUAGCAUACCUGUCCGGUCUUAUUUCGCCACCACGGCGAACAAGCCAAGAUAAGAAGGUUUUAGACAGCUUUGACAAACGCGGGAGUGCCCAUGUCAGUUCGUUCGCUCGCUAGAAGAGCUGAAUUAAUCUGACAAGUGCUGCUUGAAAUCCACGGCAACAACCAGCUAUGAUAGGGCUCCCGCGAAUGGGUCUUAUUUCGCGAUCACGGCGAAACCAAGAUAAGGGAUGUAAGCCGGUUGACAUAAGCUGAAGAAUCAGGACGCCUUGCUUCCAUCUACUUGUAGCUAACCACGAUAGACGUCUCCUAAGUUUUGCUGAU